This is a messenger RNA of Rattus norvegicus (Norway rat), 1417 nucleotides long. RefSeq names its product cathepsin K (gene Ctsk). Gene Ontology annotation, cellular component: extracellular region; lysosome; apical plasma membrane. NCBI's taxonomy places the organism in Eukaryota, Metazoa, Chordata, Mammalia, Rodentia, Muridae. The record is from RefSeq and is marked provisional. The transcript is spliced from 8 exons. Bases 74 to 1063 code for a protein of 329 amino acids. Gene Ontology annotation, biological process: proteolysis. Gene Ontology annotation, molecular function: cysteine-type peptidase activity; cysteine-type endopeptidase activity.
CCCUUAGUCUACCAUUACAGUAGCCACACUUCUUGUCUGAAAAGAGCAUAGACAACAGAUUCUCAACAGCAGGAUGUGGGUGUUCAAGUUUUUGCUGCUACCCGUGGUGAGCUUUGCUCUAUCCCCGGAGGAAACGCUGGACACGCAGUGGGAGCUGUGGAAGAAGACCCACGGGAAGCAGUACAACAGCAAGGUGGAUGAAAUCUCUCGGCGUUUAAUUUGGGAAAAAAACCUGAAGAAAAUUUCUGUCCAUAAUCUUGAGGCCUCUCUUGGUGCCCAUACGUAUGAGCUGGCCAUGAAUCACCUGGGAGACAUGACCAGCGAAGAAGUGGUUCAGAAGAUGACUGGACUCAGAGUGCCACCUUCGCGUUCCUUCAGUAAUGACACUCUCUAUACCCCAGAGUGGGAAGGCAGAGUCCCAGACUCCAUCGACUAUCGAAAGAAAGGCUAUGUUACUCCAGUCAAAAACCAGGGCCAGUGUGGUUCCUGUUGGGCUUUCAGCUCUGCGGGUGCCCUGGAGGGCCAACUCAAGAAGAAAACUGGCAAACUCUUAGCUCUGAGUCCCCAGAAUCUUGUGGACUGUGUGUCUGAGAACUAUGGCUGUGGAGGCGGCUAUAUGACCACUGCCUUCCAAUAUGUGCAGCAGAAUGGAGGCAUUGACUCUGAAGACGCUUACCCGUAUGUGGGGCAGGAUGAAAGUUGUAUGUAUAACGCCACGGCAAAGGCAGCUAAGUGCAGAGGGUACAGAGAGAUCCCUGUGGGGAACGAGAAAGCCCUGAAGAGAGCAGUGGCUCGGGUAGGACCCGUCUCUGUGUCCAUCGAUGCAAGCUUGACAUCUUUCCAAUUUUACAGCAGAGGUGUGUACUAUGACGAAAACUGCGACCGUGAUAAUGUGAACCAUGCCGUGUUGGUGGUGGGCUAUGGCACCCAGAAGGGAAAUAAGUACUGGAUAAUUAAAAACAGCUGGGGAGAAAGCUGGGGAAACAAAGGCUAUGUUCUCUUGGCUCGGAAUAAGAACAAUGCCUGUGGCAUUACCAACCUGGCCAGCUUCCCCAAGAUGUGAUUCAAGCCAGCCAGCCCAUCUGUUCUCACAUUCCUUCCUCAACAGUGCAAGCGAACGGUGGCUUUGGAGUGACACCUCUGCUUCCCUUCUCUCCACCCAAGGCCCUUUUCUUUGUGGACACAACUGGGCAUUUUCUGAGAGUUGUGGCCUCUGUGCUGAUAGACGCUGGAGUCCUCCAGCAGGCUGGAGGACUAAGGUGACCUUCCCAAGCCCCUGUCUUCUAUAUACACCAGUGCAGAUUUCAGUCUUCCACUGAGAUGCACAAAUCUAUUCAUGAUUCUUUGACAAACUUACAUGAUGUAAAAAAUGUUUCCUUCUUUGCAUUUGAAAUAAAGUAUCUCGUUUACAAUUUGA